Chlamydomonas reinhardtii is the source of this 2983-nucleotide messenger RNA. RefSeq lists its product as uncharacterized. Gene Ontology annotation, molecular function: molecular adaptor activity. NCBI's taxonomy places the organism in Eukaryota, Viridiplantae, Chlorophyta, Chlorophyceae, Chlamydomonadales, Chlamydomonadaceae. The transcript has 10 exons. Bases 198 to 2144 code for a protein of 648 amino acids. Gene Ontology annotation, cellular component: cytoplasm; nucleus. The record is from RefSeq and is a predicted model, not a curated record.
UUAAAUAAAGAUAACAGCCCGGCUUGCACAUGUAGCUUCUAUGCCCUUGUGGAGCUCGCAUGUUGCGCGAUAUGAUGCAUGAUGCCGCGCGGUGAUGUGCAAUCCGCAGGUGCUUGCUCAUUAAUACGGGCACAUACACAUGUAAAAUAUUUCUGCACAAGGGAGAUCUUUCCCGGUACCCCGGACCCUUUUACAAUAUGCAAGCCCUGCGUGCACAAACCUCGCGUUCUCCACAGACUUACUCAAAAACAUGUCCGAUUCUCAGCCGGGAACUGACCCGGUGCACCACACGGCGUCCGAAAAGCCCUGGGGACGUCCCCACUCGUGUGUCAUGCGCGCAGCGGCAAUCGCAACAACAAGGAGUAGAGGCGUCUAGGGCGGUAACGUCGGCAACCCCGGACGCGCCAGAGCCGGUGGUGGAGCGCGUCAGCAACUCAAGCGGCAGCCGAAAGGCCUUUGCCAAGGCCUUCACCUCGCUGCUUGGGCUACAGCUGGCCAAACCCGAGGACCUGGAUCCAGACACGCUGCGAAACCCGCCCUUUCCCCGCUACACCCCCGCGCUGUCCGAGCUCAGCGUGCAGCAGCUGCGGCCGUACUUCCUCAAUCGCACCUACACAGACACAGACGUGAGCUACUUGACCUCUUGGCUGUCCGGUGGGCUGCUGCUGCGCGAGCUGCUGCGUGCCGCGCCCGAGCUGCUCCGCCGCCACGACUCCGCCGUGCUGCCGGUGGCGUUUGGCGCCAAGAUGGACGAGGACAAGGAGGUGGCGGCGGUGUGGGGCGAGAUCUGGGAGGAGGGUGUGUCCAGCGAGCCGGCGGCGCUGCGGCUGUAUGCGGGGGAGGUCAGCGGCCUGCUGGUGGCGGAGCUGGGCAGCGGCCAGUGGGGGCGCAAGAAGGCGGGCGCAGAGGCGGUCGUACGGCUCAUGCAGGUGGCGCCAGAUGCUCUGGGCGACCACGGCAAGCGCCUGGUGACUGCCCUGCUCGCCGAGCUCGGGGUGGGGCGGCUGUGGGAGGGCAAGGAGGCGCUGUUGGCGGCGCUGGCGGCGGCGGUGGGCGCCGACGUGCGAAUGGUGGCGGGGCAGGAGGCGGUGGUGGUGGCGGCGCUGAUGGCGGCGGCGGGCCGGAAGAAGGUGAGCUACCGCACCGCCGCCCUGGCCGCCCUGGAGGCCUGCCUCAGGGGCCUGCCCGGGGACCACUGGGCGGACGUGGCGCCGCCGCUGCUGGCGGCCGUGCGCAGCCACUGUGAGGCCGGAGCUGCAACGGGCGGCAGCGGCGGCGCCGAUGGCACAGCUGCCCCCGCUGUUGCCGCCACCGCGACAGCCGCCGCCGGUGGCGGCGGCGGCGAUGCCAGCAACCCUUCAGCGGCGGAGGUGGAAGCCGAAAAGCCGCUGCCCCUCACUGAGUCCCUCAACUGUCUCGCCGCUGCCAUCGCGCGCGUCGGCAUGGUGGGCAGCGGCGGCAGCGCAACGGCGGCGGCGGCUGCUGGUGCUGUGGGCUCUGGCGGCGCCGGCGCAGAGAUGGAGGCGGCGGCGGCGGCGGUGCUGGCGGCGGCUGGUGGUGGGGAGGGUCUGGCGGCGGCGCUGCGGCUGGUGCUGGGUGCGCAGCUGCCGUGGCAGCCCAAGCUGGCGGCGGCCGGGGCGGCCACAGCGCUCGCACAGCGCUGCACGGCUGCGGGUGUGCCGCCGGCGGCCGCGGCUGAGCUGCUUGGGCCGCUGGCGCCUGGGCUACUGCAGUCGGCCCAGGACCACAAGAUCCAGCAGUUCCGGCUGGCGGCGCUGUCCGCCCUCACAGCCAUCGCGCAGGCCGCGGCGCCGCCGCCACCCCCUGCUGCUCCCACUGCCUCCGCCGCUGCCUCCACAGCAGCCGCACCAGCCGGGGCGGUGGCGGUGGCGGUGGUGGGCUGGAGUGCGGCGGACCGCUGGGUGCUGCUGCCGGCGCUGGUGUCUGGUCUGGUAGCGUUGACGGAGGUGGACAAGAGCGCGGCGGUGGGCGCGGCGGCGGCGGGCGUGAGGGCGGCGUUGGAGCCGUGGGUUUCGGUGGCGGCGGAUGGAGAUGGCGCGGCUGGAGAUGGUGGUGCGGGUGGAGAUGGUGGGAGCGCGGCUGGGGUAGCUGCUGCGGGGGCUGCCAUGGACACGAGCGCGUGAUUGAGAUGCGAUGGAUGCACUCUUGUGUCAUGCGCUGGUGGCUGGACGGGGGGCGGAGUUUUAUGAUGAGUCGCGCGAACAUGCGGAGCGGUGCGUGUGCAUGGGGCAUAGAGGUCGCGAAGGUUCCCGCGAAAUGGCGCCGAGCCAUUUCACACGUGCUCUUGACGUACGUAGUAGGCGACUGCGUGUGCGGGGUCGGCAGGUCCAAUGAUGUGCUCGGCUACGCAACCUUGUACUGUUUUCCAGCCACCACGACCACGCGACCUUCUCGGUGUACGCCAGCCGCCGGCGCCAUUCAUCACACCUGGUCGCGCAGUCAGCAGCACCACUGCCAUGCGCUCCGGGGCUGCAGCUAGCGGGCCCCCAGCGGGCAGUAGGGGACCGGCGGGCAGCAGGCGGCAGUGCCCCACGCGCACCAGCAGCAGCAGCAGCACCCCAUGCUGGAUCCAGCGCUGGCGUACGUGCCGCGGCCGUACUGGGACCCGCAGGGCUGAUGGCAAAUCUCAGACCGCUGGAUUGAUACUUACGAUCCGUCCGUGCACGCGGGGAGCAUAUACAGCAGCCUCGGGUGCGGCGCAGCCUCCGCGCACGUCUGUCCACCCGCACGCAGUAGGAGUUAGCAGGUGGCCGGCGCUUCCGGACGCGUGACGAGCGAGAUGCCGUUGCAACGGGGCUAGCUGCAGUGUGUACCGUAUUAGCGGGUCGAGCAAUGCAUGCAUGCGCGCGUGAGCACGUGGUUUGGUCGGGGCUGGCUGGCACGAGUUUGAGCUGGAGGUAGGUGGAAGGAUGGACCACGCCAAGGGGCAGAUAAAAGAGAGUAGGCAGGUGGGCACAUUACA